AUGGAAUUCUGUUUCAUCAACAACAAUAAACCGCUCGAUCGGCGCUCGCAGAAGCUAGUACGGCACCAUGCGAUGAAGGGAAAGAAUACCGGCAAGACCUUUCGAUUACGAGGGCACAAGAGACAGCAACACAAAGAUGAAAUUCAACUCGACCGCUGGACGACUGAAGGCGGGAAGGGGCGACCACUAUUGCCAAAAUUUGCACAAGCCAACAGUCUCUUACCCGUCAACCCCUUCCCAGGGACCGAGUUGACUUACUUCACAACUUCCAUAACUCUGACACCCUCAGUGCGGUACUUAUUCCACGAGUUCCACAAUGAAGUGUCCAAAAAGCUCUACCCUCAGACCUUCUGCCGACAGUCAAAGGAGCUUGAAUCGAGUUGGUUCGAGCUUGUGAUAGGAAACCCGAGCGUUUUCCACUGCGCCAUGGCUGUCACAAGAGCUCGUAUAUCUCGACAUCAGGGUUACAAUGCUCAAUCCAUUGAGUCGAAUUCUCAUCUCAUACAAGCCCUGCGUCUAUUGCGUAAUGACCUUGAAUCGAGCUUCAAGCCCCAGGAUUCUAGUAUUGUUGUGGCCAUCUCACUUGCCAUUUACGCCAACAUUAGCGGCUCCUUCAAGGAGAGUCUGAUACAUCUACAGGGCUUGAAGCUCAUGCUUGAAAUGCUACCCGGGGGACUUGCAGUACUAUGCCAGAAAGCUCCAGAGUUGGGUAACAAGAUACGCCGCACUGACCUGGAACUUGCGCUCAUGACAGGAACCUCGACACGUUUUGGUUCUCAGCAAUUGACGACGCCAAUGCCUCUUUACGUUGUUCCACUUUACGACAAGAAGUCAUCCAUUGCUUUGCCGGACUCAUUGAGUGAGGCCAGUUUGGAGGUCCGUUCUGCAAUGGUGGACAUGCUGGCGCUUUGCUCUUAUGCUGGCAGUGCGCAACUCAGUGCCUUUCAGUAUCAAGAUCUGAUUAUAUCAAUCGGCCAACAUCUGAGUGACUAUGCUCCGCUCAACGGUGAGCGGCCGCCACAACCGCUAGAUGACAUCUGCCAGCUGGGUCUCCUUGCCUUUAUGAGCACAUUCCUUAGUCAUCCUCGUGAAGUACAUCCCACCUACUUUACAUUGCUAUCUGAUCUCUUCCGAAGUCGGCUUGAAGUGUUUGGUUCACUACCCGACAAUAAAUCCUCAUUGUCUCUCUGGCUGAUUUUCAUCCACGCAUUGUCGUCGCCGAACUAUGAAGAGUGCUGCCAAGCAGACUCAUUCGUCGUGAUGAAUAUCCGAGCACUGGCUACCACACUCGUCCUCGAGACGUGGCAAGAUGUUGCAGGUCACCUAACCCUGUAUCCAUGGGUGGCAGCGUUCCACGAUGAAAAAAGCAAGAAGGUCUGGGAUGCAGUCUACAAAUGA
Talaromyces amestolkiae is the source of this 1398-nucleotide messenger RNA. RefSeq lists its product as uncharacterized. The record is from RefSeq and is a predicted model, not a curated record. The transcript is spliced from 3 exons. Bases 1 to 1398 code for a protein of 465 amino acids. NCBI's taxonomy places the organism in Eukaryota, Fungi, Ascomycota, Eurotiomycetes, Eurotiales, Trichocomaceae.